This is a messenger RNA of Leopardus geoffroyi (Geoffroy's cat), 749 nucleotides long. RefSeq names its product trafficking protein particle complex subunit 2L (gene TRAPPC2L). Gene Ontology annotation, cellular component: nucleus; cytoplasm; TRAPP complex. The record is from RefSeq and is a predicted model, not a curated record. Lineage: Eukaryota; Metazoa; Chordata; Mammalia; Carnivora; Felidae. The coding region runs from base 72 to 590 and encodes 172 amino acids. Gene Ontology annotation, biological process: endoplasmic reticulum to Golgi vesicle-mediated transport. The transcript has 6 exons.
GGCGGGGCGGGGCCAGGGAGAGCGCGUGACUGGCGGCCGGGUCACGUGACACGCCCGACCGGGCCUCCAAGAUGGCGGUGUGCGUGGCGGUGAUCGCCAAGGAGAAUUACCCUCUUUACAUCCGCAGCGCCCCCACGGAGAAUGAGCUGAAGUUCCACUACAUGGUGCACACGUCCCUGGACGUGGUGGACGAGAAGAUCUCCGCGAUGGGGAAGGCCUUGGUGGACCAGAGGGAACUCUACCUGGGCCUGUUGUACCCCACAGAGGACUACAAGGUAUAUGGCUACGUGACCAACUCCAAGGUGAAGUUCGUCAUGGUGGUGGACUCCUCCAACACGGCGCUUCGAGACAACGAGAUCCGCAGUAUGUUCCGGAAGCUGCACAAUUCCUAUACAGAUGUGAUGUGCAACCCUUUCUACAACCCUGGGGACCGCAUUCAGUCCAGUGGUUCUGAUGCAGCAGAACCUGGUUUUCCAGUAAUCACCACGUGGAUUCCGACAUGUGAGAAGACGACCCUGCCCUCUUGGUUUCCCGCGUAUGCCCAGGCCUUUGACAGCAUGGUGACGUCUAUGAUGAUACAAGUGUGUUGAGCAAGAGAACUCAGCGGCCGUUGCUUGAAGACAAGUACUGUGUAUAUAAGCCAUCGUCCAGAUGGAUGUUUAUUAUCCCGUGCCUGUUCCUGAGCGUUCCCGCUGCUGGGGGCAAGGCCUCGGGCACGGUGCGUGGAGACUAAAGGUCUUCUGAGAUCA